UCGGCAGUGAUAUUAAACUUUUAUUGUGCUAUUUAAACUUUUCUAAUUUAAACAUUACUUUAUACAUUAUUAACAGAUGAUGGAUCUUAUAACAGACAGCACAAAGUUUUUGGAUCGUUUAGCAGGCAAUACCGAGCAUUUCAGAAAUGCGAUGACUAAAGCUGGAGUCAUUGUCAGCGGCGAUAACCAUCCUAUUUGUCCUGUUAUGUUGGGUGAUGCAAAAUUAGCAACAACAUUUGCAGAUAAAAUGAUGGAAAAGGGAAUUUACGUCAUUGGAUUCAGCUAUCCCGUGGUACCAAAAGAUAAAGCAAGAAUACGUGUUCAGAUUAGCGCAGCGCACUCGACCGAAGAUAUAGAUCGUGCGGUAGGUGCUUUCAUACAAAUUGGAAAAGAACUUGCGGUAAUUUAAUAAAUACAUUUUUAAUAACGGCAAAGAAAAAUUGAAUGAUUGAUUCUGUCUCCAAUAUGCAUUCUGUUUCAUUAUAUAAAUAAAUAAAUCGCAGUGUUAACGCUAUAUAUUUAAGCUUAUUUGUAUUAUACAAAUUAAAUAUUGCAAGUAUAUAAGUGCAUGCGAAUGUUGAACGUUGAAUUUAUUAACACGUGCAAUAACAAAUAUCUUAAUUGAGCAGUAUAUUAAAGGUGUACCUUUUUUUAUACAAAUUUCCAACGCGCAAUGUUG
Temnothorax curvispinosus is the source of this 679-nucleotide messenger RNA. RefSeq names its product 2-amino-3-ketobutyrate coenzyme A ligase, mitochondrial-like. The record is from RefSeq and is a predicted model, not a curated record. NCBI's taxonomy places the organism in Eukaryota, Metazoa, Arthropoda, Insecta, Hymenoptera, Formicidae. Gene Ontology annotation, molecular function: pyridoxal phosphate binding. Gene Ontology annotation, biological process: biosynthetic process. The coding region runs from base 77 to 409 and encodes 110 amino acids. The transcript is spliced from 2 exons.